Lactuca sativa (garden lettuce) is the source of this 852-nucleotide messenger RNA. Its product is annotated as nudix hydrolase 20, chloroplastic-like. The record is from RefSeq and is a predicted model, not a curated record. Lineage: Eukaryota; Viridiplantae; Streptophyta; Magnoliopsida; Asterales; Asteraceae.
CAAAUGUUGUUGUAACCCGAUGAAAAUGUAUGUACGUAUCGGCUUCCAUCGUCUUUGUAGUGUCCGUGUAUUGCAUCGUCAUACGAACCACCUCCAUCUCAUCCGAUUGUCUGCAUCUGCAAAUCAGAAUCGAUUUCUCACCUUUUGUUUCAAUUUCAAUGCUCUAGCCGAUCUCUUUCCUCCAAAUCAAUCUAGUUUAGCGAAAUCGUUAUCCAUUACAUCAAUUAGAAGCAAUCGUAAAUCAACUCAGUUAUAUCUUGUUACUUCAUCUUAUGGAGAACAAGUAUAUUUCUCAAUGGAACGUGCAGCAGCACCUUACUUUGGGAUAAAUGCUUAUGGAGUUUACAUGUGUGGAUAUGUUGAAAAAGAUGGAGAAAAAUACAUGUGGAGUGGGAAAAGAAGUGAAAUGAAACAAACCUAUCCAGGAAUGCUUGAUCAUCUUGUUGCUGGAGGAAUGCCACAUGGAAUCUCACCUGGAGAUAAUCUUGUGAAGGAAUGUGAGGAAGAAGCAGGAAUCUCAAGUUCCAUUUCUAGCAGGGUCUCCUCCAAAUGCUCCACAGCCCCAAUUUCCAAUUUGAAAGAAAUUGUGGUGAAUAUUGAAAAUGUGAAAAAUGAUAAAUUGAAGAAAAUAUGGAAAUAUUGACACGAAGACAUGAACACGCUUUGGAAUUUUAUAGCAUUUUUUUGUUUUUUUAUAUUUUAUUUUGUAUCGAAUAAAAUACUUAUUCUAUUGUGUUUAAAUAUUAGUAAACAAAAUGAGUUUUCUUAUGAUUUCCUUACAAAUAUUAUAGUAUAUGAAAUAUGCAUAUAUGUAUUUGUAAAAAUAUUCAUAUAUGUACCUAAAAUGUUGAU